Rhincodon typus (whale shark) is the source of this 4935-nucleotide messenger RNA. It is a transcript of the gene jak1, whose product is annotated as Janus kinase 1. Bases 49 to 3636 code for a protein of 1195 amino acids. Gene Ontology annotation, molecular function: non-membrane spanning protein tyrosine kinase activity; cytokine receptor binding; ATP binding. The record is from RefSeq and is a predicted model, not a curated record. Gene Ontology annotation, biological process: cell differentiation; tyrosine phosphorylation of STAT protein; cell surface receptor signaling pathway via JAK-STAT. The transcript is spliced from 24 exons. NCBI's taxonomy places the organism in Eukaryota, Metazoa, Chordata, Chondrichthyes, Orectolobiformes, Rhincodontidae. Gene Ontology annotation, cellular component: membrane; cytosol; cytoskeleton.
UCAGAGGCCUUUCUCCGUUCGAGAGAAGGAUCUGGAGCGUUUUGUUUUAUGUUUACCGUGGAGUAUUACGAGGUCAAACGAGCAGCCACUCGACAAGGAAGUGAAUUUAAAUGUAAGUGGACUCGAACCAUGGCCUUUUGCCUAAAGAAAAGAAAAUCAAACAUGUUGCAAGCACCCGCAACAACUCCAGAGAAAGGCAUUGAAGUUUACAUGUACGUGUCAAAUUCUUCCAUAAAAUACCAGGAUGGUGAGCAUGUUGCUGAAGACUUGUGCAUUGAAGCCGCCAAGAAAUGUGGAAUUUCUCCAUUAUGUCAGAAUCUCUUCACUCUUUAUGACCCCAAUAAAAAACUGUGGUUUUCACCCAAUCACAUCUUCAAAGUCGAGGAGCAAACAGCCUUGAAGCUACAUUUUCGGAUGAGGUUCUUCUUUGGAAACUGGCACGGAUCAAAUGAAAAUGAGCAACCAGUCUGGAGACACUCCCCUGUAAGAAAACAGAAGAAUGAUUGUGAUCCCAAAAGUACAGAGAAUGGAACUCCUCUUUUGGAUGCAAAUUCCCUGGAAUACCUAUUUGCUCAGGGGCAAUAUGAUUUGAUCAAAGGUCUUGCACCUGUUCGAGAUCCUAAAAAUGAGUUUGAAUUUCAUGAAAUAGAGAACGAAUGCCUGGGGAUGGCCGUACUGGCCAUGACACAUCAAGCUCUUCACCGAAAAAUACCAUUGCAAGAGAUUUCCAAGGAAAUGAGUUACAAGCAUUACAUUCCUGAAACGUUGAAUCGAAGCAUCAAACAGCGAAACGUCCUGACCAGGUGUCGAAUCAAUAACGUGUUCAAAAAUUUCCUGAAAGAAUUCAACAAUAGGACAGUCUGCGAUAGCAACGUAUCCCCUCAUGAUCUCAAAGUCAAGUAUUUGGCUACCCUGGAGUCCUUGACAAAGAAUUUUGGGAUGGAAACAUAUAAACCCACAGGUCUUUUGAUCUCAGCAGAAAAUGAACGGAUAAUGUCCAACCAUGAGCCCUUUGAAAAGGAACAAAAAGAAACAGAACAUGAGGUGAUGAUCACAGGAAGUGUAGGAAUAAAAUGGAGACGUGUACCAAAAGAGUUUGCAAUGAAUUUGAAAGAGAAAAAUAAAUUGAAGAAGAGCAAAAGCAGCAGCAAAAAGAGUAAGUCUGGUGAAAACAAAGGAAUUCUAAGUGAAGAGUGGAAUCUGUUUUCACACUUCUAUGAAAUCACACAUAUUGUCAUAAAGGACUCUACUGUCGUCAUCAAUAAACAAGACAACAAAAAGCUGGAGCUGAAGCUGUCCUCCUAUGAAGAAGCUCUUUCCUUGGUGUCCUUGAUUGAUGGUUACUUCCGGUUAACAGUAGAUGCCCACCACUACCUGUGCACAGAAGUGGCUCCUCCAUUAGUGGUGCACAACAUUAAAAAUGGCUGCCAUGGACCGAUACGUACUGAAUAUGCUAUCAACAAGUUGAAACAUGAAGGCAAUGAGGAUGGCAUGUACGUGUUGCGUUGGAGCUGUACAGAUUUCAACCACAUCCUCAUGACAGUUGCAUGCAGUGGAACCACUGAGUGCAUUGAUUUCCGUGAUGGAAGCAGUGGUUCGAGACCAACAAAGCAGUAUAAGAACUUUCAGAUCGAAGUGAGUAAGGAUUUAGGUUACAAGCUGCAUGGCUCUGAGAGCUAUUUCACAAACCUUAAGGAACUCAUGAGUCAUCUCAAAGGUCAGAUUCUUAAAACCGAGGAUGUAAGCUUCCAGCUGAAAACCUGCUGUCCACCAAAACCAAGAGAAAUCUCAAAUCUGUUAGUGAUGACAAAAAGCCAGUCCCAGAAUUUACAGCUGACUGCAAGCAACUACAGCUUAAGUCAAUUGAGCUUCCACCGAAUUCGCAAGGAAGAGAUCUGUCAGUUGGAACACCUUGGAAGAGGAACCAGAACAAACAUUUAUUCGGGGACACUGAAUUACAAAGAUGAUGAUGAUGAGAAUGAAAGUUUCUAUAGUACGAAAGACAUCCGGGUGGUGCUCAAAAUUCUUGAUCCUAGUCACAGAGACAUUUCUCUGCCUUUCUUUGAGACAGCCAGCAUGAUGAGGCAAGUUUCUCACAAGCACAUUGUGCUCCUGCAUGGUGUUUGUGUACGAGAUCUGGAAAAUAUCAUGAUUGAAGAAUUGGUUGAGUUUGGACCACUUGAUUUAUUUAUGCAUCGAAAGAGUGAGUAUCUUUCAAAGAGCUCACCCUGGAAAUUUUUGGUUGCGAAACAGCUGGCGAGUGCAUUGAGCUAUCUGGAGGACAAGAAUUUAGUGCAUGGCAAUGUGUGUACAAAAAAUAUUUUGCUGGCGAGGCAAGGAAUUGAAAAUGAUGGAGGCCCGUUCAUCAAACUGAGUGACCCAGGUGUUCCAAUAACAGUGCUAUCCAGAGAAGAGCGUGUUGAGCGUGUUCCAUGGAUUGCUCCAGAAUGUGUAGAGGAUUCCAAGAACUUGAGUAUUGCUGCAGACAAAUGGAGCUUUGGGACAACCCUGUGGGCCAUCUGCUAUAAUGGAGAAGUGCCCCUUAAAGAUCGGAGUUUGGCAGAGAAAGAGAGGUUCUACGAGACUCGGUGUAAACUCACCCCCCCCUCAUCCUGUAAGGAACUGGCUGAAUUAAUGCAACAGUGCAUGACCUACAAUCCACCAGAGCGACCAUUCUUCAGGGCUAUCAUGAGAGACAUCAACAAGUUGCAAGAACAGAAUCCAAACAUAAUUCCAGAAGAAAAACCAAAGGCAGAAAUUGAUCCAACUCACUUUGAAAAAAGGUUCCUUCGAAGGAUACGGGAUCUGGGUGAGGGCCAUUUUGGAAAAGUUGAGCUCUGUCGCUAUGACCCAGAAGGUGACAACACAGGGGAACUUGUUGCUGUAAAAUCUUUAAAACCAGAUAGCAGUGAAGAACACAAAGCAGAUCUCAAAAGAGAAGUUGAAAUUCUAAAGACUCUCUAUCAUGAAAAUAUAGUGAAGUAUAAAGGAAUAUGCACUGAGGAAGGUGGAAGGGGGAUGAAGCUGAUCAUGGAAUAUCUUCCUGCUGGAAGCUUGAAAGAAUACCUUCCACGACACAAACAGAAAGUUUCUUUAAAAAGCCAAAUUCGAUAUGCACUGCAGAUUUGUAAGGGAAUGGAGUAUCUGGGAUCUCGGCAGUAUGUUCAUCGAGAUUUAGCUGCAAGAAAUGUCCUUGUUGAAAACGAAAACCGGGUCAAAAUUGGAGACUUUGGACUAACUAAAGCCAUCCAGACGAAUAAAGACUAUUAUAAAGUGCAAGAUGAUUUGGACAGUCCUGUGUUUUGGUACGCACCUGAAUGUUUGAUUCAUUGCAAGUUCUACAUUGCUUCAGACGUGUGGUCCUUUGGUGUUACUUUGUAUGAACUGCUAACAUGCUGCGAGUCUGAUUAUAGUCCAAUGAAUAUGUUCCUGAAAUUGAUUGGUCCAACUCAAGGUCAGAUGACUGUCACAAGGCUUGUUCGGGUACUAGAAGAAGGCAAGCGUUUGCCCUGUCCAGUUAAUUGCCCUGAUGAGAUUUACUAUCAUAUGAAGAGGUGUUGGGAACACAGUCCAAGCAACAGAACCACUUUUAAAAAUCUCACAAAUGUAUUUGAGUCAUUGCUACAGAAUAUGUGAAUUUUAAAAAAGCAAUGGAUGCUGGAGAAAUACAGAAUAUGAUCAAUGCAAGACAAACUCAAGGUUACCUUUUUAAAAAAGGUAACCUUGUUAUAAAGAAGGAUAAGGUAGAAGUUCAUUAUUAAUGUUUUAUUUUUACUGGAAAUUUAUAGAAGGCACUAUUCCAAGAUGUAGCAAUGCCCUUGUGAAGUCAACUUCAAAUUUAUCCAGUGGUCUAAGUCAUCAAGUUUCAUCUAAUAAUGUAAACGUACUUUACUGGUCCUUUUAAACCUUGCAGGUCAGAUUUCUAUAUUUCUCUAGCAACAAAUUUACAUAAAUUUUAUUUUGUAAAUAGCUGGAAUUUGUAUUUUCAUAAGUUUGGAUGUAAUUUUCUGAAAUGGUGCAGAUAAUCUUGGUUGCUUAAAACAAACACCAUAGUGUAGAGGUAGGGGGAAUAGGCUUCAGAAAUGUGUGGUUCAACUUUAGCAGAUCCAUACAAGAGUUUGGAUUUCCUGCAAAUAAGGGAAUCAUUUCAUUUUGGGAAGGAUGCGAACUAGCAUCCAGUGCACCAGUUGGGCCAUUAUGUUCAGCUGGCCGCUGGCAUGAUUCCUCAUUUCAGGUACUAAGAUUACUGCAAAAAGCACUGUAACAUCAAACAGAUGCCUUUCUUACAUAUUUUCUCCUCCUAUGAAUACACUGACUUAGAAUAGAGUCAGUUACUGUCAAAGACUUUAUUUGGUAAUCUGGCCAGUAACCAAAGUGUAUAAAUGCAGUUCUGCUUCCACACGAGAGAAGGGGUGGGUACAAAGAAUAGUGAUCAUGUGCAGGAACAUUUUAAAAUUAAAUUAUCUUCCUAAUGCUGAAUCAAUUGUAGUGAGCAUCGUUGAAAACAGACAGCUCAACACGUGCAUUGAACUUGGAAUUUUCUUGGCUGUGAGAAGCAUGGGGUAUACUGUGAAAUUUCUUUUAUGCUCAUUAACCUAAUUAUUUUAAAUGAUUUUAAAAACUUCCAAGGAAAUCUGUAUAACUUUAAAGAUGAUAUUUUAUGUAGGCAUUUUUAAAAAUUUCUCUAGAAAUUUUUAUUUAGCACAACCGCUGCCCUUGAUAUUCCCACUAAUUUUGCACUCUUUCCCUGUUGACGUGUGUCUCCACUUUUCUUCCCCACCACCCACCACCUUUCAGAAUUCAGGCAACCAGCACCUGAGGAAGAAAAUAACUUUAAUGCAUUAAUUUUUCUGCCAAGUGUUUAAUUUUUGUAACAUAAAGUUUAAUGCUUUUAUUCAUUGUAGCCUUCAAGUAGAAUUAAAGUUUUAAACUAUC